This is a messenger RNA of Danio rerio (zebrafish), 4091 nucleotides long. RefSeq names its product COPI coat complex subunit alpha (gene copa). NCBI's taxonomy places the organism in Eukaryota, Metazoa, Chordata, Actinopteri, Cypriniformes, Danionidae. Gene Ontology annotation, molecular function: structural molecule activity. Gene Ontology annotation, cellular component: COPI-coated vesicle; cytoplasm; COPI vesicle coat. Gene Ontology annotation, biological process: endoplasmic reticulum to Golgi vesicle-mediated transport; vesicle-mediated transport; intracellular protein transport. The record is from RefSeq and is marked provisional.
GAAUCAAACACGCAAAGUCCCUUCCUACCGGGGGAUGAUUUUAGGCUUCUAAUUCGCAUAAACGGAUCAAUAUCUUCACACAUAACACAUUCCUGUUAAUUUUACAUUAUCAGUGGAGAUGUUGACCAAAUUUGAGACAAAGUCGGCCCGAGUGAAAGGGCUGAGUUUCCAUCCAAAGCGGCCCUGGAUACUCGCUAGUUUGCACAAUGGUGUCAUCCAGCUGUGGGAUUAUCGCAUGUGCACUCUAAUCGACAAGUUUGAUGAACACGAUGGUCCAGUCAGAGGUAUUGACUUUCAUAAGCAGCAGCCUCUGUUUGUGUCUGGAGGAGAUGACUACAAGAUCAAGGUUUGGAACUACAAGCUGCGUCGAUGUCUUUUCACUCUUCUUGGACAUCUUGACUACAUUCGCACCACAUUCUUCCACCAUGAGUACCCCUGGAUCUUGAGUGCUUCAGAUGAUCAGACUAUUCGUAUUUGGAACUGGCAGUCCAGGACGUGUGUCUGUGUGCUGACGGGACAUAAUCAUUAUGUGAUGUGCGCACAGUUCCAUCCCUCUGAGGACCUGGUGGUGUCGGCAAGCUUGGAUCAGACUGUGCGCGUGUGGGAUAUUUCCGGUCUGAGAAAGAAGAACUUAUCUCCGGGUGCUGUGGACACUGAGGUGCGCGGCAUCUCUGGUGUCGACCUGUUUGGAGCCUCUGAUGCAGUAGUCAAACAUGUUCUGGAGGGUCAUGAUCGAGGCGUAAACUGGGCAGCUUUCCAUCCUAGCAUGCCUCUUAUUGUGUCAGGAGCCGAUGACCGGCAGGUGAAGAUUUGGAGGAUGAAUGAGUCUAAAGCAUGGGAGUUGGACACCUGUCGAGGACACUACAACAAUGUGUCCUGUGCGGUGUUUCACCCCCGUCAGGAGCUCAUCCUGUCCAACUCUGAGGACAAGAGCAUCCGUGUGUGGGAUAUGUCCAAGAGAACAGGCGUCCAGACCUUUCGCAGAGAUCACGACCGCUUCUGGGUUCUGGGUGCUCACCCCAACCUCAACCUGUUUGCUGCUGGCCAUGACAGUGGAAUGCUGGUGUUUAAACUGGAAAGGGAACGUCCAGCUUAUGCAGUGUAUGGCAACAUGCUUUACUAUGUAAAGGAUCGUUUCCUGCGUCAGCUCGACUUUAACAGCAGUAAAGAUACAGCUGUGAUGCAGCUACGCAGUGGAUCCAAAUUCCCAGUGUUCAGCAUGUCCUACAACCCAGCGGAAAAUGCUGUGCUGUUGUGCACUAGAGCUACUAAUUUGGAAAACAGCACCUAUGAUCUGUACUCCAUUCCCAGAGAGAGUGACUCCCAGAAUCCUGAUGCUCCUGAGGGAAAACGCUCCUCUGGUCUGACUGCAGUUUGGGUGGCCAGGAACCGAUUUGCUGUACUUGACCGCAUGCACUCUCUCUUGAUAAAAAACCUGAAGAAUGAGAUUGUGAAGAAGGUCCAGGUCCCGAGCUGUGAGGAGAUUUUCUAUGCUGGAACUGGCUCACUCCUGCUGCGGGAUGCUGAAGGAGUCACUCUAUUUGAUGUCCAGCAGAAGCGCUCUCUGGCCACGGUCAAAAUAGCCAAAGUCAAAUAUGUGGUGUGGAGCUCCGACGCCAACCACGUGGCCCUGCUGGCCAAACAUGCCAUCAUGAUCUGCAACAAGAAGUUAGAGAGUCUCUGCAACAUCCAUGAGAACAUCCGGGUGAAGAGUGGAGCCUGGGCUGAGAAUGAAGUCUUCAUCUACACCACCUCCAACCAUAUCAAAUAUGCUCUGACUUCUGGCGAUCAUGGUAUAAUCCGUACAUUGGAUCUGCCCAUCUAUGUGACAAGAGUGAGGGGUAACAGUGUUUAUUGCCUGGAUCGGGAGUGCAGACCACGUGUGCUUAACAUUGACCCCACCGAGUACCGCUUUAAACUGGCUCUGGUCAACCGCAAAUAUGAAGAGGUUCUUCACAUGGUGCGUAAUGCUAAGCUAGUAGGCCAGUCCAUCAUUGCCUACCUACAAAAGAAGGGCUACCCAGAGGUCGCGCUGCAUUUCGUCAAAGAUGAGAAGACUCGUUUCAGUUUGGCACUGGAGUGUGGAAACAUUGAGGUGGCGCUGGAGGCUGCAAAAGCCCUAGAUGAGCGAAGCUGUUGGGAGCGUCUUGGUGAGGCUGCACUUCUGCAGGGCCAUCACCAGGUGGUGGAGAUGUGCUACCAGAGAACCAAGAACUUUGACAAGCUCACAUUUCUGUACCUCAUCACUGGCAACCUGACAAAGCUCAGGAAGAUGAUGAAGAUCGCUGAGAUAAGAAAGGACAUGAGUGGACACUAUCAGGGCGCUCUGUACCUGGGUGACGUCAGUGAGCGAGUGCGGAUCCUCAAGAACUGUGGGCAGAAGUCUCUAGCUUACCUGACCGCUGCCACUCACGGGAUGGAUGAGGAAGCUGAAGCCCUGAAGGAGACCUUUGACCUUGAAAAAGAAAUGGUGCCAGAGGUGGACCCCAACGCUCAACUGCUGCAGCCUCCACCUCCCAUCAACCCUCUGGACACAAACUGGCCUUUGCUCACAGUCUCCAAGGGCUUCUUUGAGGGAGCUAUCGCUGCCAAAGGACGAGCAGGGCAGAUGGUUGCUGAUCUGGACAUGGAUGCUCCAGGAGGAGAAGGGUGGGGAGAAGAUGCAGAACUUCAUUUGGAUGAAGACGGCUUCAUGGAUGCUCAGGAGGGACUGGGUGAUGAGGGAGCCAUUGGGAAAGACGACGGAGGAGGCUGGGAUGUUGAAGAAGAUCUGGAUCUCCCACCAGAGCUGGACGUACCUUCUGUUGGUGGAGGUGGCGCAGAGGGUGAAGGCUUCUUUGUGCCACCCACUAAGGGCACAAGCCCAACCCAGAUGUGGUGCAACAACUCUCAGCUGUCAGUGGAUCACAUACUGGCUGGCUCUUUUGAGACUGCUAUGAGGUUGCUACAUGACCAGGUUGGCGUUGUUCAGUUUGGGCCGUAUAAGCAGCUCUUCAUGCAGACUUUGUCCCGCGGCCGCACCUGUUACCUGGGCCUGCCAUCUUUGCCCUGCCUGCACAGUUUUCCCCUGAGGAACUGGAAGGACAGCGGGCCUAAAGGAGGUCUGCCAGCAGUGGGUCUGCGUCUCGCUGACCUCAUCUCUCGCCUGCAGCAGUGCUAUCAGCUGACCACCUCAGGCCGAUUCGAAGAUGCCGUGGAACGCUUCAGAGCCAUUCUCCUCUCCGUGCCUCUGCUCGUGGUCGACAACAAACAAGAGAUUGCAGAGGCCCAGCAGCUGAUCACUAUUUGUAAGGAGUAUAUUAUUGGCCUCACGAUGGAGACGGAGAGGAAGAAACUCCCUAAAGACAGUCUUGAUGAGCAGAAGAGAAUUUGUGAGAUGGCGGCGUAUUUCACACACUGCAGUCUUCAGCCUGUCCACAUGGUGUUGGUUUUGAGAACGGCACUCAAUCUUUUCUUCAAACUGCGCAACUUUAAAACUGCAGCAGGUUUUGCUCGCCGUCUGCUUGAGCUAGGCCCCAAACCUGAAGUGGCACAGCAGACACGUAAAAUUCUCUCUGCCUGUGAGAAGAGUCUGACAGAUGCUCACCAGCUCAACUAUGAUCCCCACAAUCCCUUCGACAUCUGCGCAGCCUCUUACACUCCUCUGUACCGCGGGCGACCUGUAGAGAAAUGUCCCUUGUCUGGAGCCUGCUACUGCCCCAAAUACAAAGGAGAGGUCUGCAGGGUCACACAGGUAACUGAGAUUGGGAAAGAUGUGAUCGGGUUGCGUGUCAGUCCACUGCAGUUCCGCUGAACAUAUAAACGUGGAUGAAAAUAAACAUGCUUCUCCACACAUAUGCUUUUCCUUUAUAAGAUGAAGUAAUGAGAUCUUUUAAGAUCAGAACGUGAUUAAAAAUAUCUUGUUAUGUGACUAAAUACUCUGUGACUAUCCUUUCUGUUACUACAGUAUAUCUGAGAGCUCUACUGUCUGUAUGCUUGCAUUCAUAUGAAUAUCAUAAUUAUAAUAAUUGUGCAUCUGUCACUCAGUGCAAAACAAGUUUCUUUUUUUUGUGAACUCUCUAAAUAUUAAAAUAAAAUUCUGGUAAACAAAA